AUGCACAGAAACAACCCCACUACACAAUACCCAGAACCAGAUGAUGAUGAGGAAUGGCCUGUUGGCGGGUGGCAUUGGAUCCUGCCAUUCUUCCUGUUCCUCAUGUACAUCGAAAUCGGCAGUUAUCUCAGCACAUCAUAUGACAGUGUGUGUAUGGAACGAAAUCCCCUACCGAUCCAAAGAUUCGGUAAAUGGGCGUCAAAACUCGACGACAUCAAAAUUGAUAUCCGUAAUAUUAUACAGGAAGUAAAUGACAAAGAGACAUCACGGACUCUUGACGCAAUUUAUAUACCUGCGGAUACUGCUACCAACCUUCGAAAGGAAAAUCAGCAGCUGAAACAAGCCAUUGGCUGCAACUUCGACGAAGAGAGACUUUUACAAAUCGCGAAAGACAGCAUGGAACAGAAACUUCUAAGCUACCCCGAGAAUACUGACGUUCUUUCCAGAGAGGAUCACAUAUUCAGCCGAGCCUAUAUAUUACUCAGCCGGUUACAGAAGCUACAAGAGCCCAGAAGAGAGAUCUGGGCCAAGCUCAGUGGCCAGUUCCGGCAAGACCUCAGCAAGAUCGCCCAUAGUGUAUGCUAUGCUUCUGCACAACUAGAAGACCUUGCCCGAGAAGCUAAAACGUUCAAUAAACCGACGCUGCGACAAUUGCAAAAGGUAAGUGUUGCUACAUACAUCCUUUGCCAAGAGAGUCGUAGCGAUGCUCACAAUCUCAAUGAGCUUGUCGAUCAGCUUGGCGUUCAACUGUCACUUAUUGAAACAACGACAAAAAGGGCCAGUGGUCUUUUUCGUGACACUUUUGCGACAAAACCAGGUGUAGCAAUACUAUGGAAGUAUUGGAUGGCUGAACGGAUGAUGACAGAGGACGAACUUGACAGCUACGAGGCUGGACGGAUGAUGAUUGGAAGAAGUGUGAUUAACAUGCUGGAUGGGGGGUUUGUUUUGCCAGAGCCGGCCUCAUGGUGA
This is a messenger RNA of Fusarium subglutinans, 969 nucleotides long. RefSeq names its product Isotrichodermin C-15 hydroxylase. The transcript has a single exon. Lineage: Eukaryota; Fungi; Ascomycota; Sordariomycetes; Hypocreales; Nectriaceae. The record is from RefSeq and is a predicted model, not a curated record. The coding region runs from base 1 to 969 and encodes 322 amino acids.